Messenger RNA from Brassica napus (rape), 2083 nucleotides. Its product is annotated as serine/threonine-protein kinase SRK2J. The record is from RefSeq and is a predicted model, not a curated record. The coding region runs from base 932 to 1957 and encodes 341 amino acids. Lineage: Eukaryota; Viridiplantae; Streptophyta; Magnoliopsida; Brassicales; Brassicaceae. Gene Ontology annotation, molecular function: ATP binding; protein serine/threonine kinase activity. Gene Ontology annotation, biological process: intracellular signal transduction; protein phosphorylation. The transcript has 9 exons.
UAAUGAAAUUUUCUUUUGUCAUGAUCGAAUUCCAAAAUCUCAUACACGACGAUUUUGAGAAACUGGAUUGUUGAUAUUAACAACAAUUUAAUACAUAAACCGAUUAAAACAGAAAUAAACUCUACAUAACAGAGAAAAUGGUCAUCUAUUGGAAUCGUCCACACUUGAAUGAACAGAACAACAGAUGCUUAACAUCACAGGUCAUGCUGAUACACUACCAUAAGUGUCGCUUGAAGAGACUACGUAAACAUGUGGCGUAACUGUACCGAGUUGUCCCGCUUCAAUGAGUAUAAGAGGAAGAUGAGAUCUCGUCGUGGUGUUCCAGCUUGGAGAAGCUGAUUUGAAUUGGAUCUGAAAUCUCAUCUCCCAACUUCUAUCUUCGUGAGUUCGAUUCAGAAUCACGGUCUGAUCAUCACCCGGACGAGGAUAGUCUUCUCCAAACGAAUUUGACUCUGAUUGCGUUGACGUGUCCUCUGAGUGAUGUUGGUGUGAUGAUCGAUAGACAGCUUCCGCAAGUUCCAUGAGCGAGUUGUAGAUUGUGACUUGGAUAUGCUCUUGUACCACAAGGCUCUUCCUCUAAAAGUAAAAACAAAACUAACAAAAAUAUUUAAAUGUGUACAUAAAAGAAAUUUAAUUAGAUAAUUUCUAAACUUUCUCACCUAACCGAAUGAAAAAGAGACAAGUCAAUCAAACCAAUUUAAGUUCUAAACCGGAAUGUACUAAAAUAUACACAUAAAAAUGUCUAUUGGUACCCUGAAAAGCUCUUUGGUCGAAUAGUCGUCAUAUUUUGCUACGUGUAAACUUAAUAACUUUUCUUCUCUUACUUUAUAUAUCUCUCUAACAUGUAAAGAGAAAGAAGUUUCACACAAAGAAAAGUUUGAAAAAAAAGAAGAUAUUAAAGGUUUUAGAGAAGUGAGAAAAAGUGGUGGCCAUGGAGAAGUAUGCGAUGGUGAAGGAUUUGGGAUUUGGUAAUUUCGGAUUGGCUCGGCUUAUGCGUAAUAAAAAAACAAACGAGCUUGUGGCUGUCAAAUUCAUAGAUAGAGGAUACAAGAUAGACGAGAACGUUGCAAGAGAAAUCGUCAAUCAUGGAUCUCUCAAUCAUCCCAACAUUGUUCGGUUUAAAGAGGUUGUCUUAACUCCGACACAUCUUGGAAUUGUAAUGGAGUAUGCAGCUGGAGGAGAACUGUUCGAUCGGAUAUCAAGCGCAGGACGAUUCAGCGAAGCUGAGGCUAGAUAUUUCUUUCAACAACUCAUUUGCGGAGUGUAUUACUUACAUGCAAUGCAAAUAUGCCAUAGAGAUCUGAAAUUAGAAAAUAUUUUGCUUGAUGGAAGUCCAGCACCCCGUCUAAAAAUUUGUGAUUUUGGCUACUCGAAGUCUUCUAUUCUGCAUUCAAACCCUAAAUCAACGGUGGGGACUCCGGCAUAUAUAGCCCCGGAAGUUUUUGGUCGUUCGGAAUACGACGGGAAGUCAGUUGAUGUGUGGUCUUGUGGAGUGGCACUCUAUGUUAUGUUGGUAGGAGCUUACCCUUUCGAAGACCCUAAAGAUCCCCGCAAUUUCCGAAAAACUGUCCAGAAAAUAAUGGCUGUUAAGUACAAAAUUCCAGGAUAUGUUCACAUAUCUGAAGAUUGCAGGAACUUAUUAUCUCGUAUAUUUGUUGCUAAUCCAUCACAUAGAAUUACGCUCAAAGAGAUUAGGAGUCAUGCAUGGUUCCUUAAGAAUUUGCCAAGAGAACUAAAGGAAUCCGCCCAAGCAGUCUAUUACCAAAGGAAUGUUAAUCUUACUAACCUUUCUCCUCAAAGAGUAGAGGAGAUUAUGAAGAUACUUGGUGAGGCAAGCACCAUUCCAGACCUUUCACGCCCACUCGAAUUCCUUGAAGAUGGUGAAAAAGAUGAUGUUGAAGAAGAAGAAGAAUAUUUGGAUGCUAAUGAUGAAGAAUGUGAUGAUGAGUAUCCAUAAACAAAAAUAUUACUAAUAUUGUCUAAUUAUGAGAAGUACUUGUAAUUUUAUUUUUGAAUUUCGGUUUUAAUUUACUAAGUUAAGAGAACAUAAGAAACUAAAAUAAAAUAUAUUUUGAGUAACAAA